UCCAAGAAAAAUAGUUCCAUUCGACAAAUGGCGUUUGGUUCAUGUGAAAAAUCUGUGUUCUGUUCAUUUUCUCAGUGAUACAGUGCGAUACACACGACAGUAAGGUAAUUAUUAAGUGCUAAAGAUGUCGGACAACAAGGAGAACACCGGCGGCGAGGACGAUGUGAUUCCGGAGGACUUUUUCGACGACUUCAGCAACACGGAGUUCAUGGCAGGUCUCGAUGUGAUCGACACCUGGGAUGAGGGCGAGGACUCGAAGGAUAAGCGCGGAAGUCGGACGACAAAGAAAUCGGGCGAGAGCAACAAGGAGUUGGAGCGUGCGUCUCAGGAUCGCGAUCGGAAGCGUCGUCAUUCUGGGGAAGCAGCGAGCAGGGAGUCGACCAGGAAGUCUCCGGAGAGGCGGAGGCCUCGCGAGACGCCGGAGCACGAGAAGCGGAGACGCUACUCGCCGUCGCGGAGGCGUUUGGAUGUGAGACGUCCGCCUGGCGGUCGCAGAUCCCGCAGUCGGACAAGAUCGCGCAGCAGAUCGCCCAGGGGACGCAAGAGGGGAGCGGCGAAGAAGACGCCCUUCCUGGAGGAGUUGGCGCAGAAGCUGGCCGAGAAGGGGCACAGCCUCACGGGUCUGCAGCCGAAUCCGUGCGCUUUCCAGGCGCAGGGCUUCUAUCCGGAUCCUGGGUAUCAAUAUCCAAUGCAGCCUCAGAUUCCUGGGAUGGUGAUGCCGCCGUAUCCUUACCACCAGCCUCUCGUGGCAUAUCCGAAUCUCGCGCAGUUCCCAACGCCCGUGCCCCCGCCGGAAUACGGCCCGGCGCUCCCACCGCAAUUUCCAGCAGUGCAGCUGAACAACGUCGACAACGUGGCGAGCAGCAGUCAUCCUGUGCAGUCACCGAUGAUUCCGGGCACGAAUCCAGAGCCGCCGGAGCCAGCGCUGAAGACGCCGCAGCAGGAGAAGUACCCUCUGGGGCUGGCGCAAAUGCUGGAGGACAACUAUGUGGAGGUGAAGGAGAAGAUCACAGAGCUGUCGUCCAAGGAUAGUAUUCUGUUGCGCUGCAAGAAGGCGAUAGACGCGAUGCGCGGCGACUCCAAGGCGUCGAAUGCCUUCAUCUUCGUGCCCAUGACGACGCCCAAGGUUGUGGCGGAUGGAUCGCCGGUGGGGAAGUUCCAUCACGUGAAAUUCCCCUGGUCGGCCGACAAGUGCGAGAUUGACACACACUUUAUAACGCUCUCCAGUGCACGAACACGGGAAGUGGCACAAAAGCUGGGCUUCAACGCCACCAGGAUCAUCAACAAGCUGAAGGUGCAGGACGUGACGGACAAGAUGACGACAGGCGGUGCACAGCCUGUCCAGGAUAUCAGCAUAUCGGCGGACAAUUGCUGCACAACUGCGGUCCAAACCGAGCGCUUCGAGUGUCCGCGGUGUUUGGAGAGGGAAUUGCGCACGUCGUGGGAUCAGGCCAGCCAGACGGAGCCGAUACCCGCGAAGCCCACCGUGAAGGACGUCCUGCCGGACUACGAUGAGGCGGUGAUCAGUCUGCUGGCGCGCUUUGGGCAGCAGCAGCGCGAUAUUCUCAUCUACUUCAUGCGACUCAUCGAUCGGCCGGACUACGUGACACCGUAUCACAUCAACACACUGACGUCUAGGCUCCAGGAUCUGCCCAAGAACAUCUACAAUCAGCUGCGUCAGGCGGCACAGUCCGCUUACAUUGUUAAUCCAUCGCCGGACGUGAGACGCUUCUAAAAGCCAUAGAAAUUGAACUAGAAACGUAGAAAUUCACUCCUCAGCAGCCAAAUUCUGGUGUCUCUGAAUGGGUUUGUCAUCAGCAUGAUUAGGAGAAUAAAACUUGUGUAAUUUCUCAUAAUUGUAUUUCGCGUCGUGUCUCUUUCCGGGAGAGUCUCCUGGUCAGU
Molecule: messenger RNA, 1902 nt
Organism: Phlebotomus argentipes
Lineage: Eukaryota; Metazoa; Arthropoda; Insecta; Diptera; Psychodidae
Product: zinc finger matrin-type protein CG9776-like
Exons: 3
Coding region: 125-1735 (536 amino acids)
Source: RefSeq, a predicted model, not a curated record